AUGCCAUUCCCGACCAAGCCCAGGAAGCACAGAGAACUCGGCGGGGCACUGGAGCGCUUCUUAGUUGAUCUGUAUGGAAGUCAAGCAACACCGACGUCAUCUAUUGAUCUUGAGCGGCUAGAAUCGCCGUACUUAAACAAAGCUUUUGAGCAAAGUUCAAUGUCGUCCAGGUCGUCCAACUGCUCGAAAAUCUCGAAAACGAGUUCCAGGAACUCGUCGAGGAGGUCCUCCCGCGCCGCUUCGGUUGCCUCCUCUAAAUCACUCAACUCGACCAUUUUGUCAGACACCACGCUGUUGCCGGACUCGAUCAUUUCCUCUUCAAGUACAAUAGAUCGUUUGCGCCCGUAUUCUGCCCAGAACCGAUCUCGAAUCUCGCGGCCGACUUCCGGGAGACGACCGUACUCGGCAGGUGGAAGGAAAACCCCUCUGUACAUGCGAUCAACCGCUACUGGCAUUCGAUGCACUGUCGUCAAGAGUGACGAUCGCUCCCGCUUCGCCACACUUUGCGUGUCUAGCAUGCUGCAGUUGCUUGAUGAAGCCACCCAGAAGCUGAAGAUGACGCUUCCUGCUCGGCACGCCUUCCUCGGCGACGGUAGCGAGGUCAAAUCGGUGCUGGAGAUUCCCCGUGACGAGCCGGUCUUUGUGACGAGCUCGGCAAAAUCUGCGAAUCCAAAGAAAGCAGCACGCAUUGCCAAAAACCAAGUCGAGGCAACAAAACGCUUAUCGGGCUAUAACAGCAAAACGAAAGUUCGAGUGUGCGCCAACGGCUCGGGACGUGUCACUUAUGUCCUUGUCAGCAAAUCUCAGUUCCAGCCGGAAAGUAUGGCUCCCGACGCCCUCGAAAAGCUUUUUGUCGACGUCCAAUCUAGCCUGAACCUGCCGGUGAAAGUAAAAGCGCUCUACAAGUGGAACGGAAAGAGGAUUAAAUCACCGCAUGAAGUGCUGGAAAGCCAGGAGCCUCUUUGGGCAACAACUGGGGCUGAUGCUUUUCUGUCUAUCGGCCCCUUGCAGUGGUACAGAUGCUGUCUCAAGAAAGUCGAUAACGAAAUAAAAGAAAAGGACGAAGAAGACCAGCUCCUAAAAAAGAAAAGAAGAGCACUUAUUGACAGAAUUAAAAAGCUUGAAACAAGGAGUAAUGAAGAAGAGGAACGAGGUGCCGAUCAUCGUCUCAAGAAUAUUCCAGUUGUACAUAAAGAUCAUCGUCUAGUUAGCUCUUCAAGUUCCUUCAAGCUGCGAAUCUAUGAAAACGGCGCAGAAGACAUUCUCCUCGUUGUUGUUGUCAAUUUUGACCAGUUGCACAAAGAAGGAACCAGAUGCCCUGAAAAUGAUGGCUUGCAGCUUCUGAUGCAAAAUAUUUCGGAUAAACUCUACGAAUCAAAACAGAAGCGAUACAAAAUAAAGAAGCUUUUCAAUUCCCAAGGAAUUCGACUGACAGAACUGGAAGAGAUCGAAAAAGACAUGGAAAUCUGGAUCUCAGAUGGAGAGCCUUUCAUCACCGCCGAAACUGAAAAGAUCGUGCUUGAUGUUCAGCAAGUUCGAGCACUUGACGAAGAUGGCGAGCUUUAUUUGCUGGAAGAAGGCAGAAUUCAAGAUCCAAAGGAGGAGCUUCCGAACGCCUCGAUCAAGAACUGGACACCAGUCAAAGGUGUCGACUUUUAUGACUUCGAAGAUCUGGAAAGCAAGGCUGAUGUGGCACCUGAUAUCAGACAUAAGAUUCAGCAACAGGAAGAAGCUGUGAAUGCCGAAAAUACAUUCUUGCGUCACGAAAACGCUUUAUUGAGCUGUCACGUGACUGUCCGAGAAAGUGUGCCCAUUUGGCCUCAAAAAGCUAACCUCUGGCGAGUGCGACCAAGCACGCCAAUAAACGGCACCUUCCGCGGGAACGUUUUCGUCAUUCUCGCGUUCAACUCACCUAAACUCGCCUUGACGAUCAACGGAGAUCACUCAGUGACCUUGAAAUACAUCAGCGAAGAAGACGAUGAUCCUUGUCAGACCUGGAUUUUCACGUCGACGGGGCGCAUCAAGAAUCUAUUCACUGGUGACAAGUGUCUAUCUAAAACCGACUCCGGCGCGUUAAUGAUGCUUGAGCCUGGGGAAGUGUCGAAGAGCUACCAGACUUGGGCAAUCCAAGAACCUCAAGGCUCCUCAACUCAGUGGGACAAAACAGGCAACGCAUUCUAUCGACGAAAAGCGCUCUGCUGGCCCAUCUCCUCUCACGAACAGAUGUGUCAGUACCGCUGGCCAGUUGUUGGGGAAUUAUUUACAAACGUACACUACAAGAAAAUCAAGGAAGAGAGCGAAAACUACUCGGACGCAGAAGAAAAGCGCAUUCGUGUGAUUUUGAACGAAAACCACAACGAGUCCAAAUGGCUCACUAUCAGACCUGAUACGAAUCUCCACAGCUUCUUUACUGCCGAAAUGGAACUAAAAAGACCUGUUCGAAGAAUAUGGCCUCUGGAUGGCACUCAAAGCGAUCUUGUCAGUAAAUACGAUCAAGUUGAAUCGCGAAGUACUCUCGUCUUGUGCACAAGGAAUAUUCCCAAGAAGAUGAGUGCAGAAGCGCUUGAAGCUAAUCUUAGCAGUCUGCGGUACGACAAGAAUCUGAUCAAAAAGUUCAUCGAGACUCGGGAUAUUCUUGGAAAGGAGAUGUUCGUCACGGCGGACCGGGUUAAAAAUGGAAGUGCAGUUGUCCUGAAGCCAAAGAAUCGCCAGUUUCAUGAGCGUCUUUCAUUUGAGGAAAAAGAGAGGAAGAAUGCCGCGCGCUGGAAUGAUGGUGAAGUAGAAACGGUCGAAGAAGAGCCAGAAAUCAGCAAUCAACAGUUUUUGAUGGAAAGAAGCGGCCACAUUGUUGCCAAGCAAAACAGGAAGCUCGUGCUGGCGACAGAAAAGGGCAGAAAAGUAGAACGAGGCUUGCAGGUCAUUAUGCAGGCAAAAUCGUCGGACGAAGCGGGGCAGAUUUGGGAACGUCACGGCGCUGCUAUUCGCAAUGUCGUCAAUCCUGAUCUCGUCUUGACCGCUGUGAACAACCGACUGGUUCUAGAUAAGAAGGCGAAAAACGAUUUUGGCUCGAUCCACCAGAAAUUCGAAUUCGACAAGAACGGAGGGAUCCGAGUAGCAGUUGGAGACAGCAAAGAGCUCGACCUCACCGCGGCGGUUAAUACUGGAAUUUGUACGUAUUGCAUUUGUGCAAAUGAGGAGCUCCAGCAGUUUGGAUAUUUAGAAGACGGAAUGCAUUUCUGCCAAAUUUGCGCUCCGCUCGUUCCAGGAGUUCCUUCUUCGCAGCGAAUGAAAGUGAACCGCGCUUUCUUGUGUUCGAUGGGCGAGGCUGAACUGAACCAGCAUUCGCUGAGGAUUUCGCCUUUUCGCUACAUCAACAGACCUCGUUUGGACGGAGAAAAUGCGCUAAAGGCGCUGCAAGAAGUCUCCGAUCUCCUCAAACAAGCCGAAGAUCAAGUCAGCACAGAUACCGGCAAUAUUAAGCUGAAAUUGUACCGGAACCACACUUCUGAAAGCAACCUGACUGUAGUUGCGCGCUCACUCGAUGCUGUUCGGCUUCUUGGAGAAAGACACUUUUCGUUCAUUGUCAAAAGAAUGUACUUUUCAAACGGAAAAUGCAUUUUCGACUGGGCUCAAAUAAAACGAGCAGCUGAAAAAUGUGAGCUCGUAGAAGUGUGGCUGAGUGCAGGCGCGCCAUUUUCAAAGACGUCAACGACUGAAAACACGACCGAGUUCUUGAAAAUCACCGAAACCUCCGACCUCUAUUCGCAAGGCAGUAGUUGGAAGAGGGUGGCAGUUACGCUAGACAAGAAGUCCUCGAAUAGCGCGACUGUUAUUCUUCAGGGAAGGAAUAUGUUGGAACUCAUGAACUCUGCGACGCAGCUCUUGAAAACUAAUUAUCCAGUGGAAGCUCUCAUCGCCGAGGACGGACGAGUUUUUUCGGCGGACGAAGAUUUCGAAAAUCUUCCAGAGUCGAAGAGCGUCAAAGAAGCACGCGAAUCGAACAUCCUAGAAGUCAAAUACAAAUUCAAACUCGACCCUUCGGAACGAAAGACUUCGCGAAAUCACGAACUCAACAAGAAGAAAUGA
Messenger RNA from Oikopleura dioica, 4086 nucleotides. The record is from the annotation of a GenBank genome assembly. Lineage: Eukaryota; Metazoa; Chordata; Appendicularia; Copelata; Oikopleuridae.